GCAGGGAGAGGGAAGGUCCAGGGGCUGAGCUUUCCCCCUCUAGCCCAGCGGUUUCCUCCCCCACUCCCAUUCUGCUCUCUCAGUCUCUCACAGUCACACAGCGGAGAGACGCACAGACAGAGCAGCUCAGGCAGCAGGAAACCACUGGCAGGCAGGCAGGCGGCUGGAAGCUGCUGCUGCCACUCCUUACACACAGAGGGGAAAGAGAGAGGGGGAAGGAGAGAAGGAGAGAGCUCAUCUACUGAAAAAGAGGAGGCAGGGGAGAGUAGUUUUCUGUACUUUUCCCAGCAACACGUGGAUGGAACUCACAGGCUGGUAAGUGAUCCGGGAGAGGAGAGGGGGGGGGGAUCGUAUGCUCUAGCUGAAAGACUGUUUAUAGUAACUUAAGCUGCUCAAAGCAAAAAGGUGUCGACUUUCAGUAGAGGGUUUGAGAAAGAAAAGUCAGACUGUGGAAAGCUAAAAACAAAUCUAUGCUCAUGUCACACUCCUGAAUUCACACUGCAUAGCCUGUGGGGAGAUAACAGCUAACGGUGGAAUCGGCGCUGGGAUGACGGGCGAAAGGCCAACACCCUUUUAUGGAAUUGGAACCUAACCCUCUUGGUAGGUUUUAAAACAAUAGACACAGGAAAUCUAACAGAAUGUAAUAUUUUCUUUCGACUCAACAAUAUGGAAUUUAAGUCAUUUCAAAAAAUCAUUGGAGAUAACAUCUGCUUACACAAAAAAUGAACUCUGUUUAGGUGUUCUUAUCUAAAUAUUCUAUUGUGGUGGGUUUGUAGCUAAAAACAUUUCUUGGGUGGAGGCUUUUCACUACACAAGAAAAGUGUUUUAAUGACUAUCUGAACUUACUUAAAACUAAAGUUACCACAAAACUGUAGCUUUAUACUUCUCAAUAGAUGUGGUCCUCUGUAGCUCAGCUGGUAGAGCACGGCGCUUGUAACGCCAAGGUAGUGGGUUCGAUCCCCGGGACCACCCAUACACAAAAAUGUAUGCACGCAUGACUGUAAGUCGCUUUGGAUAAAAGCGUCUGCUAAAUGGCAUAUUUUAUUUUAUGUCUGCUGCAUUCUCUAAACCAGUGCUGUUGAGCUGAUGAUUAAUAAACCACAUUCGUGUUUACAUUAUUGGACUUCUAUUCUGGGAGGUUUGCUCAAAGAUUUUUCCCCCUUUCAAAAGUAACUGCAUGGGGACAGUUGGCUUUCCAGGGCAUUGAUCAGUGAAAAGGUUUGCAUUGGUAGGGAUGAAUGUUUCACUAGUGUAGGGGUGGGCAAUAAGUUAUAGUUUUAGAUGUUCAAGAUUGGCCUGGAGUUUUCUUUUCUUUUUUUCAAAAUAAUAAUUUCCCCCCUCCCCGCAAUGAACACAAUAAUAAUUCAAAUCCUCCCCCGGUCCGGAUUGAAUGGGCUCUCGGGCCGUAUCCAGCCCGCCGGCCGUAUGUUGCCAACCCCUGCCCUAUAAUUUAAAAUAUAUUACACUUUGUAGCCUAUAAUAACGCUAUGGUGAACUUCUGUUGAAACUAGUUUUGAGAGAGAGAAAAUACACUACAUGACCAAAAGUAUGUGGACACCUGCUCGUCGAACAUCUCAUUCCAAAAUCAUGGGCAUUAGUAUGGCGUUGGUCCCCCCUUUGCUGUUAUAACAGCCUCUACUCUUCUGGGAAGGCUUUCCACUAGAUGUUGGAACAUUGCUGCGGGGACAUGCUUCCAUUCAGCCACAAGAACAUUAGUGAGGUCGGGCACUGAUGUUGGGCGAUUAGGCUUGGCUUCACAAUAGGCGUUCCAAUUCAUCCCAAAGGCGUUUGAUGGGGUUGAGGUCAGGGCUCUGUGCAGGCCAGUCAAGUUCUUCCACACCAAUCUCGACAAACCAUUUCUGUAUGGACCUCGCUUUGUGCACGGGGGCAUUGUCAUGCUGAAACAGGAAUGGGCCUUCCUCAAAUUGUUGCCACAAAGUUGGAAGCACAGAAUCAUCUAGAAUGUCAUUGUAUGCUGUAGCGUUAAGAUUUCCCUUCACUGGAACUAAGGGGCCUAGCCCAAACCAUGAAAAACAGCCCAAGACCAUUAUUCCUCCUCCACCAAACUUUACAGUUGGUGCUAUGCAUAGCGUUCUCUUGGCAUCCGCCAAACCCAGAUUCGUCAGUCGGACUACCAGAUGGUGAAGCGUGAUUCAUCACUCCAGAGAACACGUUUCUACUGCUCCAGAGUCCAAUGGUGGCGAGCUUUACACCACUCCAGCCGACGCUUGGCAUUGAGCAUGGUGAUCUUAGGCUUGUGUGCGGCUGCUCGGCCAUGGAAACCCAUUUCACAAAGCUCCCGACAAACAGUUAUUGUGCUGAUGUUGCUUACCGAGGCAGUUUGGAACACGGUAGCGAGUGUUGCAACCGAGGACAGGAGAUUUUUACACGCUAUGCACUUCAGCACUCGGCGGUCCCAUUCUGUGAGCUUGUGUGGCCUACCACUUCGCGGCUGAGCCGUUGUUGCUCCUAGUAAUUUCCCCUUCACGAUAACAUCACUUAUAGUUGACCGGCAAAGCUCAAGCAGGGCAGAAAUUUGACUUGUUGGAAAGGUAGCAUCCUAUAUGACGGUGCCACGUUGAAAGUCACUGAGCUCUUCAGUAAGGCCAUUCUACAGCCAAUGUUUGUCUAUGGAGAUUGCAUGGCGGUGUGCUCGAUUUUAUAAACCUGUCAGCAACAGGUGUGGCUGAAAUAGCCACAUCCAUUACUUUGACGGGGUGUCCACAUACUUUUGUAUAUAUAGUGUAUAUUCUUGUUGUUUUGGUCAGGAAUAUACACAAUUCCUAAAAUGUCAACCAAACAAAUGCAACCUUGUGUGAUUACAAUAACCUAGAAAGUAAACAACAAUCGUAUUUCUACCUCUUAUUGACACUCAUAUGUGACACCCAGACAUGGGAGGAAAUUCUAACUGGGAGUUGAAUGUUAUUUGCAUUGGGAUUGUUGAAUAGAUAGCCAUCGUGGUAUUGACACAAGGUUAAAUGAUGCAUGCUGUCAGGGCCGCUCAUUGUUGUGAGCCACUGGUUUGCCUAAAUCUGCUGCUGUAAUUAUAUUUUUUGUCAUGGUGACUGUUUCUUACAGACAUCAGCAAUUCCAUGCACUCUGUUAGUUUAAAGCCCCUCCAUUAUUGAACUUGCGCUGGGUUGGCUUAUGCGUUCAUUCACAAAAGAUUUGGCAACUACAGCUACACGAUUGAGAGGGUUAAGAUACUUCACACUGUGAACAAGCACCUACAGAGGAUGGACUGACAGAUAAACACUGAAUAGGCCAUCAUCCUUUCGUAGAUAGAGUACAACGGGAUGGAGUGCCUUCAGAAAGUAUUCAUACCACUGGACUUAUUCCACAUUUUGUUGUGUUACAGCCUGAAUUCAAAAUGGAUAACAUUGAUUUCUCACCCAUCUACACACAACACCCCAUAAUGACAAAGUGAAAACAUGUUUUUAGAAAUGUAUUAAAUUAAAUACAGAAAUAUCUCAUUUACAUAAGCAUUCACACCACUGACUCAAUAGUUUAUAGAAGCAUCUUUGGCAGCGAUUACAGCUGUUAGUCUUUCUGGGUAAGAGCUUUCCACACCUGAAUUGUGCAACAUUUGCCAAUUAUUCUUUUCAAAAUUCUUCAAGCUCUGUCAAAUUGGUUGUUGAUCAUUGCUAGACAACCAUUUUUAGGUUUUGCCAUAGAUUUUCAAGUAGAUUUAAGUCAAAACUGUAACUCGGCCACUGAGGAACAUUAACAGUUUUUCUUGGUAAGCAACUCCAGUGUAGAUUUGUUUUAGGUUAUUGUCCUGCUGAAAGGUGAAUUUAUCUCCCAGUGUCUGGUGGAAAGCAGACUGAACCAGGUUUUACUCAAGGAUUUUGCCUGUGCUUAGCUCCAUUCUGUUUCUUUUUUAUCCUGAGUCCUUGUAACUUAUUAUGUGACUUAUUUAGGCUUGCCAUAACAAAGGGGUUGAAUACUUAUUGACUCAAGACAUUUCAGCAUUUUCUUUUUAAUUAAUGUGUAAAAAUGUCAAAAUACAUACUUCCACUUUGACAUUAUGGGGUAUUGCGUGUAGGUCAGUGACUAAACAUUUUAAAACCAGGCUGUAACAACAAAAUGUGGAAAAUGUCAAGGAGUGUGAAUACUUAAGGCACUAUAAGCACGGAUAAAUAACAGAUACAGUGCAUUCGGAAAGUAUUCAGACCCCUAGACUUUUUCCACGUUACAGCCUUAUUCUAAAAUUGAUUAAAUUGUAUUUUCCUCAUCAAUCUACACAUAAUACCCCAUAAUAACAAAGUACAAACAGGUUUUUAGAAAUUUUUGCAAAUGUAUACAGAUAAAAUAAAACUUAAAUAUCACAUUUACAUAAGUAUUCAGACCCUUUACUCAGCACUUUGUUGAAGCACCUUUGGCAGCGAUUACAGCCUCGAGUCUUCUUGGGUAUGACGCUACAAGCUUGGCACACCUGUAUUUGGGGAGUUUCUCCCAUUCUUCUCUGCAGAUCCGCUCAAGCUCUGUCAGGUUGGAUGGGGAGCGUUGCUGCACAGCUAUUUUCAGGUCUCUCCAGAGAUGUUCGAUCGGGUUCAAGUCCGGGCUCUGGCUGGGACACUCAAGGACAUUCAGAGACUUAUCCCGAAGCCACUCCUGCGUUGUCUUGGCUGUGUGCUUAGGGUCGUUGUCCUGUUGGAAGGUGAACUUUCUCCCCAGUCUGAGGUCCUGAGCGCUCUGGAUUAGGUUUUCAUCAAGGAACUCUCUGUACUUUGCUACGUUCAUAUUUACCAAGUCUGAAAUUAGUCUGUCACAGUUGACAAGUGUCAUGAGAAGAGAGCAUUUCAGAUCUUAUCAUAAAUUGGUCAGACAUUUCCUGUAUGCUGAAACACUUGUAGGUAAUACUUGUAUUGUAUGCAGCAAAUAGACUGCCUACUACAGUACUUCAAGGUAUUUCAUAUCAUCUGCUUCUACUGAAACAGUUGUAUGUUGCAAAACAACAGUCAGAAAAUGAAUAAAAGGCAAGGAGGAAAUAUAAUAUACUGAACAAAAAUAUAAACGCAACAUGCAACAAUGUAACACUGUAAAGUCCAUGGAAAAUAAGAGCACUUCCUCCCAGCUGCCCACUGCACUGAGGCUAGGAAACACUAUCACCACCGAUAAAUCUACAAUAAUCGAGAAUUUCAACAAGCAUUUUGCUACGGCUGGCCAUGCUUUCCACUACCCCGGCCACCAGCUCUGCACCCUCCGCUGCAACUUGCCCAUGCCCCCCCCCCGCUUCUCCUUCACACAAAUCCAGACAGCUGAUGUUCUAAAAGAGCUGCAAAAUCUGGACCCCUACAAAUCAUCUGGGCUAGACAAUCUGGACCCUUUCUUUCUAAAACUAGCCGCCGAAAUUGUCGCAACCCCUAUUACUAGCCUGUUCAACCUCUCUUUCGUAACGUCUGAGAUCCCCAGAGAUUGGAAAACUGCCGCGGUCAUCCCCCUCUUCAAAGGGGGUGACACUCUAGAUCCAAACUGUUACAGACCCAUAUCCAUCCUGCCCUGCCUUUCAAAAGUUUUUGAAAGCCAAGUCAACAAACAGAUCACCGACCAUUUCGAAUCCCACCGUACCUUCUCCGCUAUGCAAUCCGGUUUCCGAGCUGGUCAUGGGUGCACUUCAGCCACGCUCAAGGUCCUAAACGAUAUUAUAACCGCGAUCGAUAAUAGACAGUACUGUGCAGCCGUUUUCAUUGACCUGGCCAAGGCUUUCGACUGUCAACCACCGCAUUCUUAUUGGCAGACUAAAUAGCCUUGGUUUCUCAAAUGACUGCCUCGCCUGGUUCACCAACUACUUCUCAGAUAGAGUUCAAUGUGUCAAAUCGGAGGGCCUGUUGUCUGGACCUAUGGCAGUCUCUAUGGGGGUGCCACAGGGUUCAAUUCUUGGGCCGACUCUUUUCUCUGUGUAUAUCAAUGACGUCGCUCUUGCUGCUGGUGACUCUCAGAUCCACCUCUACGCAGACGACACCAUUUUGUAUACAUCUGGCCCUUCAUUGGACACUGUGUUAACAAACCUCCAAACGAGCUUCAAUUCCAUACAACACUCCUUCAGUAGCCUCCAACUGCUCUUAAACACUAGUAAAACUAAAUGCAUGCUCUUCAACCGAACGCUGCUUGCACCCGCCCACCCGACUAGAAUCACUACUCUCGACGGGUCUGACCUAGAGUAUGUGGACAACUACAAAUAUCUAGGUGUCUGGUUAGACUGUAAACUCUCCUUCCAGACUCACAUUAAGAAUCUCCAAUCCAAAGUUAAAUCUAGAAUCGGUUUCCUAUUUCGCAACAAAGCCUCCUUCACUCAUGCUGCCAAACAUGCCCUCGUAAAACGGACUAUCCUACCGAUCCUUGACUUCGGCGAUGUCAUUUACAAAAUAGCCUCCAACACUCUACUCAGCAAAUUGGAUGUAGUCUAUCACAGUGCCAUCCGUUUUGUCUCCAAAGCCCCAUAUAAUACCCACCACUGUGACCUGUACGCUCUUGUUGGCUGGUCCUCACUACAUAUUCGUCGCCAAACCCACUGGCUCCAGGCCAUCUAUAAAUCACUGCUAGGCAAAUCCCCGCCUUAUCUUAGCUCAUUGGUCACCAUAGCAACACCCACCCGUAGUCUGCGCUCCAGCGGGUAUAUCUCACUGGUCAUCCCCAAAGCCAACACCUCCUUUGGCCGCAAUUCCUUCCAGUUCUCUGCUGCCAAUGACUGGAACAAAUUGCAAAAAUCUCUGAAGCUGGAGACACUUAUCUCCCUCACUAACUUUAAGCAUCAGUUGUCAGAGCACCUUACCGAUCACUGCACCUGUACACAGCCCAUCUGAAAUUAGCCCGCCCAACUACCUCAUCCCUAUAUUGUUAUUUAUUUUGCUCAUUUGUACCCCAGUAUCUCUAUUUGCACAUCAUCUCUUGCACAUCUAUCAUUCCAGUGUUAAUACUAAUUGUAAUUAUUUUGCACUAUAGCCUAUUUUAUUGCCUUACCUCCAUAACUUGCUAAAUUUGCACACACUGUAUAUUAUAUGUAUUUCUGUUGUAUUUUUGACUUUGUUUUGUUUUACCCCAUAUGUAACUCUGUGUUGUUGUUUUUAUCGCACUGCUUUGCUUUAUCUUGGCCAGGUCGCAGUUGUAAAUGAGAACUUGUUCUCAACUGGUUUACCUGGUUAAAUAAAGGUGAAAUAAAAAAUAAAUAAAAUAAAACAGUUCAUAUGAGGAAAUCAGUCAAUUGAAAUAAAUUAAUUAGGCCCUAAUCUAUGGAGUUCACAUGACUGGGAAUACAGAUAUGCAUCUGUUGGUCACAGAUACCUUAAAACAAAUUUAAAAUCAGGACCUCAUCACUGUAUUUUUGUGCAUUCAAAUUGCCAUAAAUAAAAUAAAAUUAUGUUUGUUGUCCGUAGCUUAUGCCUGCCCAUACCAUAACCCCUACAACACCAUGGGGCGCUCUAUUCACAACGUUAUCAGCAAACCGCUUGCCCACACGAUGCCAUACACAUGGUCUUCGGUUGUGAGGCCAGUUGGAUGUACUGCCAAAUUCUCUGAAACGACGUUAUGGUAGAGAAAUUAACAUUAAAUUAUCUGGCAACAGCUCUGGUGGACAAUCCUGGAGUCAGCAUGCCAAUUGCGCGCUCCCUCAAAACUUCAGACAUCUGUGGUAUUGUGUUGUGUGACAAAACUGCACAUUUUAGUGGCCUUUUAUUGUCCUCAGCACAAGGUGCACCUGUGUAAUGAUCAUGCUGUUUAAUCAGCUUCCUGAUAUGCCACACCUGUCAGGUGGAUGGAUUAUCUUGGCAAAGGAUGAAUGCUCACUAACAGGGAUAUAAACAAAUUUGUGCACAAAAUUUGAUAAAUACGCUUUUUGUGCAUAUGGAAAAUUUCUGGUAUCUUUUAUUUCAGCUCAUGAAACAUGGGACCAACACUUUACAUGUUGCUUUUAUAUUUUUGUUGAGUGUAAUUUUCCUCAGCAAUAGGCCUAUAUCCCAUUGGGCAAAAACUGGUUGAAUCAACGUUGUUUCAAUGUCAUUUUAACAAAAAAAUUUAAUGUGAUGACGUUGAAUCAACGUGGAAAACUGAUUGGAUUUGCUAAAUGUCUUCAACGUAUUAUUAUUAUUAAUUUUUUUUACUCAGGAGACAGAGAAGCAACAUUUGGCAGAACAUAUUUGUGCUCUACAAAUACGGUUUCAUACAAACUCUGAUCUCCGAAGUCUUCAGUCUCAAUCAAAUCACACACACCGUAGAGCUACGGCGGUGCAGUACAGCACUGGCUACACCAGGAAUAGGCAACUCCAGUCCUCGGGGGCUUGAUUGGUGUCACACUUUUGCCCCAGUCCCAGCUAACACACCUGACUCCAAUGAUAAUGAUAUUCGGUUUAGAAUGCAAUUAGUUUAAUCAGCUGUAAUGAUAAUGAUAUUCGGUUUAGAAUGCAAUUAGUUUAAUCAGCUGUGUUUGCUAGGGAUUGGGGAAAAGUCCGGCCUUCGGGCCCAGAGGACUGGAGUUGCCCAUCCCUAGGUUACACAAAUUCAAUUGCGAGCUGCAACGCUUCUCUUUUGUAGGGAGCUCUGAACAUACGCGUUUUGACAGCUUUGCUUCUUUUGUUUGGAAUCGUUGGAAUAUGAGAAAAGUUAUAAUUUCGCCUUCAGCCUUACUGUCGUUCUUUCACCCCGGUGAGUAGGCUGAUUGAAAAGCCACAUUACCAGUCUGUAUUUAUAGUCCUACAAUCAAUAUUGCAUUUGGACUGUCCACCCAUUGUGGACUAAAUGCGAUUGCUCGACCCACGGUUGUUGUUGCUGUUUGGGUAGCCUACCUUGGGGAUGUGAGGAUGGAUGCCUCGCUCCAUGUUGGACAGAAUAAGCGCGCUUGAUUGAUGUUGCCCCGCGGUAUUCGCACUCUAGCACAGUUGGAAUAACUUCAAAAGUACUAACCCUGGUUUAGACGGCACGCUGGAUCAAACACAUCUACUGACUGUUUCAUUCACAUCCUCAGAAUGAAUCAACAUAAUAUUGACUCACAAUUUCAAAUGCAUUUCCUGUUGGUGCAAUAUGUUCAGAUUUUUGUCUUUCUCCUUUCAGAUCCUAUGAUGUGGAAUGUUUUGUGACUGUGUGGACACUGAUAACAAAACAGCGAUGACUAGUGACAUGAUCGUCUCAACAAUACAGUCACAGUAAAGAGAAGACGGGAGAGGUGUCGGGAGGAGAUGAAAUUGAACUGAAGACCAACAUUUCUCUGAGGAGCCCAUGUCUCCAGUUGGGCAAAUAUGAUGGAACUCAGACACUCCCAAAUCAUUUGGAACCAUUGUGAAAGUAGCAGCCUGUCAAACACAACAACCUAUUGGACUUGACAAAAAUAUAGAAAAGAGGGGGUGAGGGCAGGAAGGUUUGAAGAAUGUUUUUGAAUUUCAGAAGGAUCAGAAAAUGUCAAUGUGUGCAGCUGGUGACGACGUGCUUUGUCCUGUCCGUGUUGAUGGUGUGCUGGGAGCAGCUGGACCACCAUGUGGUGAGCCACAUGAAGUCCUACUCCUACCGCUAUCUGGUCAACAGCUACGACUUCAUCAACGAGAGCUUUGGCAUCCGCCAGCAGGAGGCUGAGAGCCAGAGCAACUUCCCGUACCUCAUCAACCACCAUGACAAGUGUGACAGCAAUGAAGUGCUGCUGCUGCUGUUCGUCAAAUCUUCCCCAGAGAACCUGGAGAGGAGGCAGGCCAUCCGGGCCACCUGGGGGAAUGAGACCUACACCCAGAGGGAGUUGGGGGCCACUGUGAGGGUGGUGUUUGCCCUGGGGGUCCACCCCAACCCCCAACAGAGGGGCCAUGUACAGAGGGGGCUGCUGGGGGAAGACCAGGUCUAUGGGGACCUGGUCCAGCAGGACUUUGUCGACACCUUUCACAACCUCACCAUCAAACUGCUGCUGCAGUUCCGCUGGAGCCACACCUACUGCAGCCAAGCACGAUUCCUCAUGUCAGCCGACGACGACAUCUUUGUCCACAUGCCCAACCUGGUGCACUACCUGCGGAGCCUGAUCCGGCAGGGGGCCCGGGACCUCUGGGUGGGCCACGUGCACAGGGGAGCCCCCCCUAACCGCCGGAAGGACAGCAAGUACUACGUGCCUUAUGAGAUGUACCAGUGGCCCUCUUACCCAGACUACACAGCGGGGGCAGGGUACGUUGUCUCAGGGGACGUAGCUACCAAAAUCUACCAGGCCACUCUGUCCCUCAAUGCCUCGCUGUACAUUGACGAUGUGUUCAUGGGCAUUUGUGCCAACGCCAUGGGGGUGUCUCCCCAGGAACAUGUUUACUUUUCAGGGGAAGGGAAGGCCCCCUAUCACCCCUGCAUCUAUGAUAAGAUGAUCACCUCUCACGGACAUGUGGCAGAUGUCCGGUACCUGUGGAAGGCAGCCACGGACCCACAGAUUCAUUAUAUUUCCUCUGGCUUGGUGGGAAAGCUGUACUGCACAGCAGUGAAAGUAAUGUUUCUCUGUAAACCUUACUAUUUCAAUACCUACCCAUGCAAGGCGGCAUUUUCAUAGUGUACUGUAAGGCAUUUUCUUUUUAUAUUUCAGUGUCCGCAGCUGGUAUCAUUUUCUAAAUAAAGACCAAAGCCAUGUUCUUGAGCAUAUAUCACCACUCCUGCCUUGGCUUGAUGGAUGGAUACUGCAGUUGUACUUUGUGUUUUAGCUAAUUAAUUGUGUGAUGGUAAACAGACUGUUAAUGUUCUUGGCUGCAUUGAGGAACAUUUUGGCUGGCUGCAUGAAGUCGUAAGGGAAGAAUAAUUUGAAUAAAUUACCUCACAGUCUCAAGAGGAAAUUCUGUUCAGAGUUGCUAGCAGACAUUAGGCUUUUUAUUCAGUUUUCUAUUGCUCAUUGAAUUAAACUGGUUGAAAGUGUACCAUCUGUAUC
Coregonus sp. 'balchen' is the source of this 10867-nucleotide messenger RNA. The record is from the annotation of a GenBank genome assembly. Lineage: Eukaryota; Metazoa; Chordata; Actinopteri; Salmoniformes; Salmonidae.